GUCUCUCUGGCUUGGCUUGGGCUUGGCCUUGGCUGAGUUGGUGGAUUCCAGCAACGAUGCUGAAGCCUGCUGCCUUGAAUUCUAACUGGAUUCCAUCGCCAAGGCCUCGCCAGAUUGUAAUACUGCCCCCGCUUCACGCUUUUCUUGCUUCAUUUCCCUUUCUUCUGAAUUUUGUUUCAUCUCUUUUGGUGGCCGGAUGGGCUAUUGUACUAAUUUUCAUGGCAGUGAGAGAUUUGUGAGAGGUGGUCUGGGCAAUGGAGUGAGGGUGCGAUGGAGUUCUGCGUUUGAUUGAAGUGGGCGAUGGUUGAAAAGGAUCGGGUGAAGUGGAGGUGGAUUGGAUGUACAAUUAGGGCUACAUUCAUGCUCUCCGCUCUCUUGUUUGAGAUAUAAGAUGGACUACCUUGAGACUAUUGGACAGAAGGUGGGGUUGGGAAACGUGGACUAUGACAACGUCAAGAAGCAGGCUUCCUUUUUUCUAAGAGAAAAGAUCAAUUCUGCGCGGCUGCUUCUGACUGGCGUCACGACCUGCCAGUUGUUGGCGGAGGAAGCUACGAACGAUGACCCAUGGGGUCCUUCAACGAAAACCAUGGCUGCUAUUGUUGAUUCUUGCCGCCAACCGGACGAGUAUCCUCGUAUUAUGGAGGUUCUUCAUGGGAGGUUGACAUUGAUAGGAAAGAAGUACUGGAGGCAGUUUCUGAAAACGCUCACCGUUAUUGAGUUUCUACUCUUCCAUGGCCCAGAAAAAAUAGUCAUAGAAUUCAGCUCAGAUAAAGACCUUAUUGAGGAUCUAACACGCUUCAACUACGUCAGUGAGCGGGGGGUUGAUCACGGACUAGUUGUGAAAAAAAAAGCCAAGCAAGUGCUGAAGCUGCUGACGGAGGACGAUUAUCUGCGGGAAGAACGUUCUCGAUCUCAGAAGCUUUCAAAAACCAUUUUUGGACAGGGAAGUUAUCAAUCAAAUGGCAUCGGGUCCGGUGCUUCUCGCUACGGGGGAUUCGGUAAUACUCCCACGUCAUCCUCAGCUUCAGAUGGUCUUAUGUUUGAUACGGACUCGGACGAUUACCACGUCGAGAAGAAGUUCACUGCAUUUGAAGAAAGAAUUUUGUCUGAAAAGCGCGGUAAUAGGCAGGAGAAAUCAAGACAUGUCGCUGAGGAGAAUUCAACUAGUGACUGGAAAGCAUUCGAGGAUGAUACUUCCACCUUCUCUUUUAAGCAUAGCGCGAACGAUUCAAACUGGGCCGACUUCUCUAACUCAAGCCCAGGCAUGAGUCCAAAAUUGAACGGCUCGUCUUCGUCUACGAGGAAAGAUUAUCUUUUCGAUGAAGAAGUUUCAUCACCUCAUCCUCCUCGGAUCUCCACUUCUAUCAAUCCUGAAACCAGUGUGCAGAGUCCAAAGGCUACGCCCAAGAUUCCUGUCAAAGAACCAAUGAAAGGGCAAUCUACGACGCAUGGACCUCGUCGAAGUAAAAGCAAGAUAAGGAUGGGCGACUUAGCAUUGGCCACUUCAUCUGGCAAGUUCAAGCUUCCCCCUCCUCCACCUCCACCAGGCGGCUUCAAGUCCCCAAUUGCCAGGCCAAAGCCUCAGCCACCAGCACAACCAGUAGGCGAUUUGCUGGAUUUUGGCUCUGAAAAUACGGGCUCAGCAACUGGCUGUAAUGAUAAUGCUCUUCUUAGCUUUGAGACUCCUUCAAAUGUGUCGAAGUCAGAUCAAGCAAUUAUAGACCUUCUGACAAUUUCAACUACUUCGACAAGGCUGACCGAUUUCGACUUCUUGAAUACCUAUUCAAGUGUUGGCAAGGAAUCCACUGCCAGAAGCUCAGGUUUGACACAGUUAGCUCCAGACCUUUUCGACCUUGGCAGCAAGGCUACUAAGAAUGAUUCUGAUGCUUAUGGAUUUCUCGGUAAUCAACUGCCUGCAAAUCAAACAAACGCUGUAAAAAACAAAGCCUCACUAGGAGGCAUCCCGGAUUUCAUGGAUCUGAACAAGGAGACCUCCACCACAUCUGCACUGGACCUUUUCGGCACAGCUGCUCAGGACCCUCAUUUGUCCCUCAACUUCGAUUUGUUUGGAGAACGGGUGCUCCCUGUUAAAGCUCCCAGUUCAUCCAUCGAUUUCUCAGGUCUCGAGGACCAGACCUUCUUGCGUGAGCACAGCAAUACAGGUUCUGCUAUGUUACCGGAUGCGGCUCCUGAUCUAUUUGAUUCAAUUGCCCCCGACUUUGCAUCAUUUGGUGUACGUGAUAUAGAGAAGAAGCCUGCUGCAAAACCAGCUGAUGUCAUUUUCAACCUUCUUUCCUAGCUUCUUUUGUAGAUGAUUGUAAUUUUCAUGGUCCGGUAGCGACACAUUAUAAUCGGUAUCAUUUUCACAUUGCAUCUGAAAGGAUGUGGUAAUUAGGGUAUCUUAGAAUUAUGAGGACGAGUAGUCUUUGUAUUUGGAUAAUGGCUGGUUGCAAUUUAAUCUCUGCGAUGCACAGCUUAGCUGUACAAUUCGGGCUUGGUUAAAACACUUCAGUUGACUAGUAGAGUGACUGAAAUUAGACUGGAAAGACAGCUUCAGCCAAAGACUUCUUCAAGUGUCUCAUGUCGUUUUCACAUUGAUAGGAUGACUGGAUGUUUCACUAUUAUUGCAUUCUUAAUGAAGUCUAGUGUGCUUAACACAUGUUUUUUUAUUUUU
Molecule: messenger RNA, 2674 nt
Organism: Physcomitrium patens
Lineage: Eukaryota; Viridiplantae; Streptophyta; Bryopsida; Funariales; Funariaceae
Source: RefSeq, a predicted model, not a curated record